CGGUGAUGGUGUGGCAGCGACCGAGAUGCUCAUAUCCUUGCCAGCCACAAUAACGGCUGGGGGAGAUGCAAGCCCUCUCCUGCAGCCCCCCCCCCCGGGGUCGUGAACAGCCACCGCUGCGGCAGGGUAAGGGUAACGCGGGCGCAGACAACUAAGAGGGGGGCAGGGGGGCAGGGGGGGUGUCACAAGCAAACAUCGAGAUCUCAGCGUCAGAUAUCAUAUUACAUGAGAGAAACCCUCACUCGUCUAUUGAAUUUGGCUGGAUCAAGUGAGUGUCCUCAUGUAGCAGUCAUGCGAUCAUCCACAAGGGCUUGCUUACUUACCUCGGGCUGGGCCGUUUCCUGGGAUGGAGAAGCCCCGAAAAUGCGCGUCACCAGACGCGAGCAGCCGACGGCUCCAACCGCGAAUUAACCCUCGAUCCGGACGGAUAUGCUGACGGCAGGCUGGUUGGCACUGUAACCCUGGAUCAUUCUUGAGGAUGCCCUCAUCCCCAUCAUAUCCAAACAGAGGUCUAAGACCCAUGGCUGCUCAUGGUCCUGCCGCUAUUGCUCGCCAUGGCGAUGUGGAGGGCCGGUCAGUUGACGAGCCUGUCGGUCGAAUCGCCAAGGGGCCUGCGUACCAUCCGCCCUCCUCUAUCCCACCCCACGAGUCGACCCGGAUGGCUGGAAGCCCGGAAACAUGACACUGAAUAUCAGCCUGCCCUCGAGAUUUAAGUAUCACGCAUUCUCGCUGCCAGCGCAUUCUCGAGGCUCCACAUUCCAGCUGCCUUUUGCCGUCAACCAACCACUUUAGCUGCCGCCUCUCACGCCCACCGUGCCGUCUGACCACUUUACCGCUGCCCUAGCCUCUAGCUUAAGAGCCGCUCAUUCCAGCCGGGUCAUAACCAGGUAGGAUACUCCCUUGAUGCCUUCCUUUUCCUCUCUGUCCGCGGGACCUCGCCUCAGCACCCAUGAUCGGCCUCCAUCCACCAGAGCCCCGGGUCAUGCGGCUGUGUCUGAGUCGCCCGCGGUACCAGGCUCUGGGUUUCCAUCCAUCAUUCCAUGAACGUGCUGGGAGUUUGUCUCAUUCGCGUCCAUUGUUCUUACUGCCCUGCUGAGGCCAUGGUGUCUCUAUGCGCAUGUAUAUAUGCGUAUCUAUAUAUAUAUAUGCGCGGGGAGGGUUGGCUGGUUGUGGUUCUUCAAAGCAAGGUUUUAGCCUUCCGCUGGUGAACGAACUCUCGAUUCAUCAUGUUUUCAUUGACAGUCAGGGACAUGCGAUCCCUGGGUGCGGGCAAUAUGUGCUCCUAUUUGCUGCUGAUUGCGCUGCAGCUGGCCUGCUGCCAAGGGAUUGCGGUUGACCGAACUCCAAGGAAUAUAGGGGAAAUCAAACAUAUCGUACCGAAACAGGUACCUCAAGAGACGGAUGAAUCUGUGAAUACCAAAGCCAUCCAGGACCUCAUCUCCGGAACUACAGUUCCCGUGGUCGUUCAAGAAUUCGAAACAGGAAUUGCCCAGAUACUGCCAACCCCGGCAAUUAAAGCAGACACCAAGGGGAUAAUAGUGACCAGUUUGGAAACUGAAGGACGAGCAACUGACGGCCCUCUGAUUCACGAUCCGAUUCCAUCGCCAACGGAUUCCAUCGCCACACACCCGACAAUGGUUAUCAAGCCAGCCGACAUGAAGAUCGCUGCCGCGUCCUCCAACAUCUUCGGGGCGCCCAUCAGCGUCAACGCUCCGCCGAGCGUCAUCGAGGUCAAGGACAACCACCCUGUCCCCAGGCUUGGAGUAGUUGACAAGUCUGCUCCCCUCUCCACCAACAAGUUCUACCAGAAUCUGUUCCUUGGCUCCCAGGCUUCGAUCGCUGUUACUCACCCCUACUCGGUUUCCUGGUCCAAGGGCGGUGGCGUCACUAAGAGCUGGGGCCUGGCUGUUUCUCAUAUCGAGGCCGGCCAGUUCGCAUUCGGCCCCACGAAGGACACCGGCGCCAGUCAGUACUUCAUCAACCCCAUCGGCAUCCAGUCAAUAGUCCUAUCAGCGGAGGAACUCGGUAAUGGUACGGCUUUGACUACUACUAAGGCCACCGAGUGGUCUGUGGUCGCGCAGCUUCGUCCUAGUGCGGGAGCAGAACCGACUAUACAGUUCCCGUUGGUGCAGGGCUCGGGCUUCAUCACGGCCCAGUAUAACAAUGGAACGCCCAAACUGGAGUCGGGCAUUUUCUUCGCCAGCGUGACCAAGAUCAACACGCAGCCCCGGCCCGGGGUCACCAAGUUCAAAAUCAUACUCAACGAUGGGAAAGUCUGGCUGCUAUAUGCCUACAGCACAAGCAAUUCUGGCCUGGACCUGCAGGUUGUCAACAACGGCCUCGUCCGUGCGACGUCCAAAUACACCGGCACAAUCCAGAUCGCGAAGGACCCCGGCAGUGCGGAAGCCCUCUACGAUGCGGCUUCGGGCCAGUGGGCAACCGAUGUCACACUCUCCGGCACGACCUCAGGGAUGCGCGGAGAAUACAGCUUCACCUUUGCGAAGGGCGGCCUCACCGGCGCGCCGCUCCUGAUGUAUGCCCUUCCUCACCACGUGCAGUCGUUCGAUAACACCACGGCUGCGGCGGUGAAGUCCAACGUGCAGCUGCAGUCAACCACCAAGGGCAAAGGCACGGCGGUCGUGGCCGACUCCUGGAAGAUGGUCGAGACUAGACUGCCUAUUAGCAUGAACUUCAUGCCGUGGUCAAACACCGAGGGGACAAAGACCACCGUCUCUGCUGAUGCUAAGGCGAGGAUCUUGAAGGCGGCGCAGUCAGAGCUUAGCCAGGACAUGGACGCCCAGUCUAACCUCAACUCCAUGUACUACAGUGGCAAGGCUCUGGCGAAGUUCGCCCAGAUUCUCGCUGUCACCUAUGACUUGCUUGGGGAUUCGAAUCUCACUGCCGCCGGCUUGCAGAAGUUGAAAGAGGCAUUCGCCCGAUUUGCGAGCAACAAGCAGAUCUACCCACUGUAUUACGAAUCUGCCUGGGGAGGCCUGGUCUCGUCAGCCUCGUACAAGACAGGCGACGGCGGCGCAGACUUCGGCAACUCAUACUACAACGACCACCAUUUCCACUACGGCUACCACGUGCUGGCAGCCGCCGUGAUCGGGCACCUAGACCCGGCGUGGCUGCCGGCCAACAAGGACUGGGUCAACUCCCUGGUGCGCGACUACGCCAACCCAUCAUCCCAGGACAAGUUCUUCCCGACCAACCGCAUGUUCGACUGGUACCACGGGCACAGCUUCGCGCACGGCCUGUUCGAGAGCGCCGACGGGCGCGACCAGGAGUCGAGCUCCGAGGACGUCAUGGCCAGCUACGCGAUCAAGAUGUGGGGGCUCGUCAGCAACGACGCCGACAUGGCGGCCAGGGGCAACCUGCAGCUGUCGGUGCUGGCGCGGUCCCUGAACCUGUACUACCUGUACACGAGCGACAACACCGUCCAGCCGGCCCAGUUCAUCGGCAACAAGGCCGCCGGGAUCCUGUUUGAGAACAAGAUCGACCACGUCACGUACUUUGGCGCCAACAUCGAGUACAUCCAGGGCAUCCACAUGCUGCCCCUGCUCCCCGCGACCAAGCUCGUGCGCGGCGACAAGCUCGUCACCGAGGAGUGGAACACGUACUUUAGCAACGGCAGGGCCGACACCGUCGUCGGGGGCUGGCGGGGCGUCCUUUAUGGCAACCUGGCCACCAUCGAUCCCAGGGCCGCCUGGAACUUCUUCACCUCGCCCGCCUUCGACGCGAGCUGGCUCGACGGAGGUGCGAGUCUGACCUGGUAUCUGGCCUACGCUGCUGCCCUAGGAAACCUAUAGCGUGCUCAUUUCUGUGUUGAUCCAUGCGGGCCAAUCCACUCGUUAUCAUUCAAGCCUUCCGCCUCCGACCAGGUGGUUCACAAUAUCUCUUGACAUUUUCCACCAUUUUGAAUACGGUCGUUGAUUUCUUUUUCACAAUUUUGUAUACCACCUGUGGAGUGCAGUAACGUCUACUGCGUUCUGUGUGCUUGUACCAAAUACAACAUCUUAGCCGCAAGGCCAGCUGGAUACAAUAUUCUGGUCCCACUUGGAUAGAUGAUUAUCAAGGGACCAUUGGAACGGGCGGAAUUUUGCUCGACAUUGAAAUGGGCUAGACUAGAUUCUAUCGUUAAAA
This is a messenger RNA of Diaporthe batatas, 4143 nucleotides long. RefSeq lists its product as uncharacterized. The coding region runs from base 1227 to 3809 and encodes 860 amino acids. The transcript has 5 exons. Lineage: Eukaryota; Fungi; Ascomycota; Sordariomycetes; Diaporthales; Diaporthaceae. Gene Ontology annotation, cellular component: cell surface. Gene Ontology annotation, molecular function: endo-1,3(4)-beta-glucanase activity; glucan endo-1,3-beta-D-glucosidase activity. The record is from RefSeq and is a predicted model, not a curated record.